Molecule: messenger RNA, 1730 nt
Organism: Desarmillaria tabescens
Lineage: Eukaryota; Fungi; Basidiomycota; Agaricomycetes; Agaricales; Physalacriaceae
Exons: 2
Coding region: 84-1439 (451 amino acids)
Source: RefSeq, a predicted model, not a curated record
CAUUCCUCCUUGUCUUCAUACCAUCAUCACCUCUUCGUCUUCCUCUCUUCCUCUCUCUCUCUCAUUCCCGACCCAGCCUAGCCAUGAAACGCACCGGCACCAACCCCGCCGGCCCAGCCCCCACCACCAAAAAAUCCCGACCCCUCUACGAAACCAUAACACCCUUCCCGAAUCCGUCCAGCGAUAGCCUAGCAUACAAGCUCCCUUCGAGCGUCCCGAGACCUGGGGACACUGGGAAGUUCUCGCCUGUUCCAGUCCCUUCGGUUUUCAGGACAAGCUCGAGGAACUUGAAGGAGAACAGGGUGGGGAGUAAGCCCAAGUCGAGGUCCAAGUCCAAGUCGAGGUCGAGGAAGGGCGUGCUGGAGAGCCCGUUCCCUGUCUUUGAUGCAGCAGAUGAAAUAGAUAUCCCGACUCGCUUCCCAAAGCGCACCUUGUCGGACAAGUUCCAGCCGAAUAUACCCAUCCCGCAACAGUCUCACUCAACGACGACUUCUCCCCAGUCGGGUCUGCCUCAAUCAGAGAGGAGACGCCGUCCCUCUGCACCUACGCCUCCACGUACACAUAUCUCGUUCCUCGAUCCCGAUAUCAAGCAUCAUGCAGGGUUAGGAGACGUCGAAUUCAGCAUUGCAUCCCCCGAGGUGGACUUCAACCGGCCUCCGUCGCAGUUAUCGUUCUACGACGGGGCUGAUGGGAUGUUCGCGGAUGUCCAGUUCGUGUCGACUCCCUUCCGGUUUGCUAGGACCAGGAAAGGGAACGGUGAGGGAACGAUCGACCCGCGGUUGUUGUCCAAGCGGGAUAACCCAGUGAGCGACACGGACACGGAUGAGGAGGGGGUUAUUACGAGUCCGUAUAAGCUUUUGAAGAGAUCAUUGCGGAAGAAACGGCAGAUGUCUGCGGGUUAUAUGACGCCUGACGAAGAAGAGGAAGAGACUGGAUGGAUCAGUGAUUCGUUGAUCUCGCCGCCUACGAGGGGAGAUGUGGAGAUGGCUGAACCCGACUUGGCUGAGGAGUUGUCUUUGGAUAGCUUGGUUCUGACUUGUGAAGCCAGGCCGGGGCCUGUACGCACGCGCUCGCUUGAUUCGUCUGCUUCGUCCCUAGCACCCGCCCUGCCGAUCAAGACUGCGACUAGGAGGACUCGGAGCGGGACUGUCCUCCAAAGCCAUAGCACAACAAAUGAAGUAGCUGUUGGGAGGACGCGGAGCGGGACGAUCACUCAGCGAACGAGGAGUGGGACUGUCACGAAGAGAGCUAGGAGUGGGAGUAUCUUGGCUUCACCGCCGCCGCCUGUUGUUAGUGGAGGGAGGACGAGGAGCGGGAGCAUCCUCAAUAAUCGUGUUCCGCCGCCGCCUCUUGUUGGAAGGAAGCCUGGGAGACUCGUGAGCACGCUGGGAGGAGAUGGAGACGACGAGUACUCAGAGGACGAGGUGCUGUGCUGUUGAUUGCCUGAUUUUUUGCGUUUCUUACUGCCUAUCAAAUUCUUAGCUCGAGGCGCUGACGUUCAGUACUCCGGAGGAUGAAUUACCGCUCCUGCGUCCGAGGGUCCGCCGAGCGAGGGUAAGAGAUGGGCAGAUGAAGAUGUAUCGGCACCCGCCUGUGGAGGGUGAGGAGGACGGGAUGGACGAGGACGACGAGUUGGACUUUUUGGUGAGUGCCUUCUGGAGGACUGUGUGGUGCUGAUUGUUGGUUCGUAGUCAAAGUGAAUAGGUAAGAGAACCUAGACUGGUUUUUUG